AUGAAGUUCCGCGAUGGCAUGUGGUUGGUCAAUGACCGCUUUACCGUCCAGCACGCCGAGGAGGUUUACUCCCUCGCCCCCCGCGAAGACAAGAGGGCCGUCACCCUGCUGUGUCCGAGCAAGAAGAUCCUCUCCCGCGGCGACACGCUCAACCUGAGCACCAUUUCCGUCGACAUCGAGGCCCAGUUCGAUGGCGUCAUCUCCCUCGAGGCCACUCACUUUGCCGGUGCCAGGCGUCCAGGCCCCGACUUUGACCUCUUUGCUGACGGGAGGCCUGAAUGCAAGGCCGACGUCUCCAAGACAGCCAAUGGAACCACGCUGACUUCAGGGGCACUGAGUGCAACCGUCAGCUCCAGCGAGCACACUUUCGACAUCAAGUUCCACGCCACGGAUGGAUCAAAAUCACUAACUUCGCUCGGCCACCGCAGCGUGGGCCUGGCAUACUCUCCGCCUUUGAGCACUCCCAAAACCGUGGGCGACUUGGGUGCCCACAAGCAUUACAUCUUCACCCAGACCGAUCUGGGUGUCGGCGAAACCAUCCAUGGCCUCGGCGAGCGUUUUGGCGCCUGGAACAAGGUAGGUCAAAACGUGGAGAUCUGGAACGAAGAUGGCGGCACGUCGAGCGAGCAGGCCUACAAGAAUGUGUCCUUCUGGCUGAGCUCACGAGGCUAUGGUGUCUUCAUCGACACUCCUGAUAAGAUUGACUUGGAGAUUGGAAGUGAGCGAUGUGCUCGGCUGCAGACCACUGUAGAAGCACAGCGGCUGAAAUGGUACCUCAUCUAUGGCCCUACCCCCAAGGAGGUCCUCACCAAAUACUCGAUUCUCACUGGAAAAUCAAACCGUGUACCAGCAUGGUCCUAUGGCCUAUGGCUUAGCACCUCGUUCACUACUUCCUAUGACGAAAAGACUGUGCGUCAUUUUGUUGAGAAGAUGUCCGAUUCCAAAAUUCCCGUCGAAGUCUUCCACUUUGACUGCUUUUGGCUCCGUGCCUUUCACUGGUGUGAUUUUAUUUGGGACCCUGAGUCCUUCCCAGAUCCUGCAGGCCAAAUCAAACGCAUGAAAGAAGAUGGGCUCAUCACCAAAGUCAGCGUCUGGACGAAUCCAUACAUUGGCCAAGCAAGCCCUGUGUUCAAGUAUGCAGCCGACAAGGGCUACCUGCUCAAGAAGACAAACGGCGAUGUGUGGCAGUGGGACCUCUGGCAGACCGGCAUGGGCAUUGUCGACUUUACGAACCCAGAAGCGUGCAAGUGGUUCAGCGAAUGCAUGGAGAAGCUUUUCGACGUUGGCGUUGACUCCAUCAAAACAGACUUUGGUGAGCGUAUUCCUACCAAAGAAGUCCAGUGGCACGACAAGACGGUCGAUCCAAACCGCAUGCACAACUACUAUGCCUUCAUCUACAACAAGCUAGUGUAUGAAUCAGUUCAAAAACGGUACGGAGAGCAUGAAGCUAUUCUCUUUGCGCGCACAGCAUGCGCAGGCUCCCAACGCUUUCCUCUCCAUUGGGGCGGUGACUGCGAGUCCACGCCUGCUGCAUUGUCCGAGUCAGUCCGCGGAGGCCUGAGCCUGGGACUUGCAUCAUUUGCCUUUUGGACCAGUGACAUUGGCGGCUUCGAGGGCAGUCCACCACCGUGGAUCUACAAGCGCUGGGUUGCAUUCGGGCUGCUCAACUCACACAGCCGACUUCAUGGCUCCAGCUCGUACCGUGUACCAUGGCUAGUCGACAACUCCUCUACUGAGCCUGAGAACUGCACCGAGGUACUGCGAUACUGGGUACAACUCAAGCGCACCCUCAUGCCAUACCUUUAUGCCCAGGCCGAAGAGAGUGUUGCCAACGGCUGGCCCACUAGUGUUCGCGCAGUGGCCCUCGAAUUCCCAGAUGAUCCAACAUCGUGGUAUUUGGACCGCCAGUUUAUGGUAGGUAGCCAGAUUCUGGCUGCACCCGUGUUUGAGGAAGACGGCACCGCCGAGUACUAUCUCCCACCCGGACGCUGGUUCAACUUCUGGGACGGCAAAGAGGCACAGGGUGGUCGAUGGGUCAAGGAAAAGUACGGCUUCCUCCAAUUACCACUGUUCGUGCGGGAGGGUACUGUGUUGGUGCUCGGGCGAGCAGAGGGCGAGGGUGGCUUCGGCUAUGACUGGCUCGCUUCUGGCGGCGAGAUCAGGCUGUAUGGUGUCAAACCAGGUGACAAAGCAGUGUUGGUGGACACCAGGGGCGAUCACAAGGGCACCCUAGAGAUUGAUGCCAAUGGCGAAGUCAAAGGCAAGGAAGCGUUGAGCGGGGAGUGGACAGUCUCAAAGCUGGGAUAG
Messenger RNA from Exserohilum turcica Et28A, 2307 nucleotides. RefSeq names its product glycoside hydrolase family 31 protein. Gene Ontology annotation, biological process: carbohydrate metabolic process. Gene Ontology annotation, molecular function: carbohydrate binding; hydrolase activity, hydrolyzing O-glycosyl compounds. The coding region runs from base 1 to 2307 and encodes 768 amino acids. NCBI's taxonomy places the organism in Eukaryota, Fungi, Ascomycota, Dothideomycetes, Pleosporales, Pleosporaceae. The record is from RefSeq and is a predicted model, not a curated record. The transcript has 3 exons.